This is a messenger RNA of Pseudoliparis swirei, 1312 nucleotides long. RefSeq names its product dual specificity phosphatase 29. Gene Ontology annotation, molecular function: protein tyrosine/serine/threonine phosphatase activity; MAP kinase phosphatase activity. The coding region runs from base 97 to 735 and encodes 212 amino acids. Lineage: Eukaryota; Metazoa; Chordata; Actinopteri; Perciformes; Liparidae. Gene Ontology annotation, biological process: protein dephosphorylation; negative regulation of MAPK cascade. The record is from RefSeq and is a predicted model, not a curated record. Gene Ontology annotation, cellular component: cytoplasm. The transcript has 4 exons.
CACAUAUCCACUGAGGAAAAGUUGAGGCGCUGGUCUGCGAUCGUGCUCAGGAACGGAUUUAAAGCUUUAAACAGUUAUAAGAAAGAGAGGUGAACCAUGUCUUCCUGUGCGGUGAAGUCCAGAAGCAGGAACCCGUACACAGCGGUGCAGGUGGACCCAGACAGUGACUACAUAACACCAGGAACACUCGACCUAGAGCAGCUGUUCUGGAGCAGCUCCGGGGCUCAGUAUGCUCACGUCAACCAGGUCUGGCCCAGUGUGUACAUCGGGGAUGAGAAAACAGCUCUGGAGCGGCCUGGCCUGAGGGAUCUGGGUAUUACACAUGUCCUUAAUGCAGCAGAGGGAAAGUGGAACAACGUACUGACUGGUGUUGAUUACUACACUGAUGUGGACAUCCAGUACUUUGGUGUGGAGGCUGAUGACAAGCCCACCUUUAAUAUCUCCCAGUAUUUCUGCUCUGCAGCCCAGUUCAUCCACGAGGCCCUCAGUCACCCACAAAACAAGGUGCUGGUGCACUGUGUGAUGGGUCGGAGCAGGUCAGCGGCUCUGGUCUUGGCAUACCUGAUGAUGAAACACAGCUUAACUGUGGUGGAUGCUAUCGAGCAUGUGCGGCAGCGCCGCUGCGUUCUUCCCAAUCACGGCUUUCUGAAACAGCUCCGAGCUCUGGACAUCACGCUGCAAGAGGACAGGCUGAGAGAAAAAAGAGACGCAGCACCAAGAGUGACAGAUUUAUAAUAACUGUAUUUAAACAUUGUCUGAAUCCAUCUCAGAUAUACAAAAAUGUUCUUUAUCUUUUUUUGACUAAUAUCAAUAAACUCUGUCUUGUUUUUCACAACUGGGUCCCUCUAUAGUCUCAAAGUUCAAAGGUAACAUUGAGGAAUGGGGCACCCUAUGGACUUAGUUAUGUAACAGCAAGAGUGAUUGUCAACAUCUCCAGAUGUGCUGCCUGAAAAGUAUAAGAACAGAUUUUAACAAGUGAGACACACAUAAUAGGUCCUGAAAAGUUGAUUUUAAGCAACUUUGUAUAUAUGUGUGUCUGUCCAAUGAGUUUAGAUCUGCAAUCUCUUGGGUUCUUAUCGUAGAUAGCUUACUAAUCAUGAAAGCUAUCUACCGAUCUUUUUUUUAUGAGCAUUUGAGGGAUUCAAAAUACAAUCUACACAAUGAUUGAUGUCAAUUUUAUUUGUGAAUUUUAUGCAUGGCAGUUCAGCACAAAGAUGGGCAAGUCAAGUGCAAUAGAAAUCAGGAAUACAUUGUCACUUAAGGCUUAAUGGUGUAUUUGAACAUAUUAAAAUAAAUGAAAAGUGGAACAAUA